Acaulospora morrowiae is the source of this 696-nucleotide messenger RNA. NCBI's taxonomy places the organism in Eukaryota, Fungi, Glomeromycota, Glomeromycetes, Diversisporales, Acaulosporaceae. The record is from the annotation of a GenBank genome assembly.
AUGCACCACCCCUAUUUUAUGAAAAAGCUGGAGAAGAUCCUGAAGAAUGAAUUAGAGAUUUUAGACAAUACUGGAAACGCUCGAACCAGAGUAAGGAUUUAUGGACUUUUUGAGACAUGUUUAAGAGAUGAUACAAAAGAUUGGUAUGAAACUCAUCUCAAAAAUAAAAAUUGGGAAUUGCAAAAUAUUAAUGACAAUACAGGUCUUGCAGAUCUUGGUGCCAUCAAUAGAUUGGCUAACAAUAAUGCAUUGCGUGCUAUUAAUGUCAAUCAGUUUAGAAGCGGAGCUCUUCAUAUAAGAAAUACUGUCCCAGUCAAUAAUAAUGCAAUCGCCAUACCAUUAGUGCUGGCACAUACUGUUUUCGAUAAAGACUGGUUGAUAUCUGGUGGACGACCAACAGAUCUAGCUCCAAAUGCCCUCAAUGCUAAUGUAAGAGGAGAACCGAUCAUGCUUUCACAAAAUGAUUUCAAAAAAAUUAUAAUGGGUUUGAAGAGAACUAUUGUUAAAGGACAACAAACUUUGAAGAAACCUCCCGAACCAGGAAAACGAAAAGCCAAUGAUCUUGCUAUGGAUCAUUUUUUAGAUAGUAUUUCUGAUAAUACAGGUUUACCAAGAGAUUAUUACAAUUACGAUCCAGUUGAAGAUCUGAGAUUACAAUUCGAGGAGUUAGAUAUCAAUCAAGCAAAAUUAGCUUGA